Messenger RNA from Durusdinium trenchii, 363 nucleotides. The record is from the annotation of a GenBank genome assembly. Lineage: Eukaryota; Dinophyceae; Suessiales; Symbiodiniaceae.
AUGGCUUUCCUGGAUCUUUUUUGGCAGCAUGAGGCCUUCCCUUGCAGUGGUGCCCAGCAUGUGCUUGUGUCCCAGGUGUUCAACUUCCCUGCCAGCCUGGGUUCCAUCUUCCAGGUCCGAGACGCAAGGAACCAAAGCAGCCCUCGCUUUGUGGCAGAGCAGUGGUCCAAGGUCUUGGUGGAGAGCAAGAUCAAUGGCGUUCAGAUCCUUCACUGGGUGGGCCGUCAGAGGAAGCCCUGGCUCCAUUGGGCGCCCCCAGCGCGCUCCGCGCUGGACCGGCUCUGGUGGCUCCAGCACGAGCGGAUGUGCCGAUGGACGCGGCCACGGCAGGAGUGCCGCCUCCAUUGCCGACUCAAGGGCUGA